GGCUUCCGUCAACUUCCGUUAUUACGUUGACAUUUCAAAAGUUCAGCGCGAUCAUUUUCACUCCUUUGGUUCUCGUUCACUGUGAAAAAUAGCAUGGCUGGAUUCACCACCCCUCAGAUGUCCAGAAUCAGGAGCUUUGCAAGCGGAGGAAGCCCCAUCAACAUCCCGGCUUCACCGUUCAUGAAGAAGCUCGGCUGUGGGACAGGAGUCAGCGUCUACCUGAUGGACAGAGUGGGACAGUUCAACGCGUCCCCCUGGGCCAUCAAGAAGCUCAACAGCAAAUGUGCCAGCAAACAGGCUGAAGUCUACCUGAAGCGUCUAAAGGAGGAGGCAAAAGUCCUCAAGGGAAUCGACCAUCCCAACAUUGUCGGUUUCCGUGCGCUGGCCACGGCCAAAGACGGCUCCGAGUGUCUGGCCAUGGAGUUCGGGGGCGAGCAGUCGCUCAACGACCUCAUGGAGAAGCGCAGAAAAGACGGUCUUCGGGCCUUUCCUGCUGCCGACGUUGAAAAAGUGGCGCUUCACGUGGCCCGUGGACUGCAGUAUCUUCACAACGAAAAACAACUGCUGCACGGCGACAUCAAGUCUUGCAACGUGGUCAUCAAGGGCAACUUUGAUGCCGUCAAGAUCUGCGACGUGGGCGUGUCCCUGCAGCUGGAUGAGAACAUGACAGUGUCGGACCCCGAGGCGGAGUACAUCGGCACGGAGCCCUGGAACCCCAAGGAGGCCUUGGAGGGGGGCGAGAUCACAGACAAGGCCGACAUCUUCGCCUACGGCCUGACCCUGUGGGAGAUGAUGACCCUGGCCAUGCCUCACAUGGAUAUGCCGGAGGAUGACGAGGAGCAAGAUGAAGACGAGUCGAUGGAGGACAGCUUCGACGAAGACGCCUACUACGCCCAGCUGGGCACGCGGCCGCCGCUGGACGGCCAAGAGCUGGGCGAGUCCUACAAGAAGAUGAUGGAGCUCUUCUACGUGUGCACCGAGGAGGACCCCAAGAAGAGACCCUCGGCGACACAGAUCGUGCAGGCGCUGGAGGAUAACGCGCUUGAGCAAAACAAGAGCAGCCUGUGAGGUUUGAGUGUCCUGAUGAUGUCACUUGUAAAUGUUUAUUUGUGCUGCUUUAUUCUUGUAGACGCUAAACUAAGAUCAUUUUUGAUUGGCUUUUAUAUUCUUUUUUCCAUUUUGUUCACAAGCAAUCAAGUCCGGCAAAUUAAAAUAACUUUAUUCAAACUCACAACA
Molecule: messenger RNA, 1236 nt
Organism: Syngnathus acus (greater pipefish)
Lineage: Eukaryota; Metazoa; Chordata; Actinopteri; Syngnathiformes; Syngnathidae
Gene: pbk
Product: PDZ binding kinase
Exons: 7
Coding region: 94-1068 (324 amino acids)
Biological process (GO): protein phosphorylation
Molecular function (GO): protein serine/threonine kinase activity; ATP binding
Source: RefSeq, a predicted model, not a curated record